UUGUUUUGGUGUUCAUUUUUUUGGUUUGUUUGGUUUGUGGUGUAACAAACGUGGAAAAAAACAGUUAAAAUGAUGGAUGAAAAAGAUGAACGUGAAAUUAUAAUUGAAAAAUAUCGUAAAGGUCGUGAUAAACUUGAUAAAGCUGAGAUAAAUGCAUGGGAAGAUCCAGAUUUUGAUAUCUAUCAUGCAACUGAUCGUUAUGGUUUUAUACACUCCAACCGACUUCCAGAUCGAUUACCCGAAUAUGAAACCAAACUAAAACUACAAGAGAAUAGCCGAUUAACAAAAUGGCUUAAGAUGCUCAAACAAUGGGACCAGUAUUAUCCUGAUUCAGAAAAACUUAGAUCACGUAUUUAUAAAGGAAUUCCAAAUGCAUUACGUGGUGAAGUAUGGGGACGUUUAUUAAACAUACAACAAUUAAAACAAGAACAAUCAGGAAAAUAUGCCGAAAUGUUGGAUUGUGGUUAUCAAUACUCAAAAGAUAUUCGUCAAAUUGAUCUUGAUGUUAAUCGAACGUAUCGUAAACAUCUUAUAUUUCGUGAACGUUAUAAUGUUAGACAACAGAUGUUAUUUAAAGUAUUGGUUGCUUAUAGUGUUUAUAAUUCCGAAAUUGGCUAUUGCCAAGGCAUGUCACAAAUUGCCGCCUUACUAUUGAUGUACAUGGAUGAGGAGGAUGCAUUCUGGUCAUUAUCAUCUUUGAUGUCGGAUGAAAGACAUGCUAUGCAUGGAUUUUUUAUACCGGGCUUUCCAAAAUUAAUACGUUUUGCUAAACAUCAUGAUAAAAUUAUUCAUAAAUUAUUACCAAAAGUUUGGAAACAUUUUAAGAAAUAUGACAUUGAUUCCACUUUAUAUACUUUAAAAUGGUUUUUUCAAUGUUUUCUUGAUCGUGUACCAUUUUCAUUGACAUUAAGGUUAUGGGAUGCAUUUUUACUUGACGGUGAAACCAUUUUGACGGGUAUGAGCUAUACAUUGCUCAAAUUACAUAAAAGAUCUAUAUUGCGUAAAUCGAUGGAAGAAACGAUCGAAUUUCUACAGAUUGAAUUGGAAAAAGAUUUCGGUUAUCAUGAUGAUUCGGCAAUACAGGCAUUACAGCAAUCGAUACAAGAAUUAAAGAAAUAUAAAAUGCUUUCACCUGAACGACCAUCGGAUAAUGAAUUUCCAUCAAGACCAUUCGGUAUAAUUGCCACUGAACGAAUGGGUUUUGAUGAUCAAAGUAUUGCCGGUAGUGUACGAUUGAAAGGUAAUGAUGCUUCAUCAGUUUGUACCAGCCGUACCAGUGGCAGUCGUGAAGAUGUUGGAUCGAUUUCUCUAUACGAUAAUGUAUCAAUCAAUGAAAGUAUUGAAGCGGCAGCUAAACGUUCAAGUCGUAUGUCGGAUCAUUCAUCAACAACACAGCAAUCAUUACAACAACAACAACAAUCGAACAAAUCGAAUUUAUCACCCGAAUCGAAUCGACCUGGUUCAGAUCGUUCAUUACAUGAUUUACAUUAUAAUCAUGGACAAUCAUCACCAUCAUCAUCAUUAAGGGAAAAAUCAAUUGGUGAAAUUGAAGAAGAAAUCAAUCAUUUGAGUGCCGAUCUAGAUGAAAAACUAAAUAGUGCAAAUUCUUUAAUUUCAACGAUUAAUCAAAAAAAUCGUGAAAAUAUUAAAAAAAUAAUUGUCAAUGAUUCACAGAUUGAUAAUAAUGGAACCAUACCUACAUUCAAGAGUAAUUCUUCAACAUAUAAACGUAUAUUAACUUCAACUGCCCGCCAAAGUAGUCUAAAAUCAUCAUCAUCACCAUCAUCAUCAAAAACAAAUUGUGAUAUGAAUAUUCAUACAAUACCAUCAAGUACGGAAGAGGCUAUCAAGAUAUUGGAAAAUUUUGUUACGAAUGAAUCGUCGUCGAAUGAACAUGUGACGAAAACCAAAGUAAUUAUCGAUGAUAAUGUUGAUGGCAAUAAUAAACGUAGCCAUUCGGUGACGACCACCACAUCACAGUAUUUUCGUAGUCAAUCAACACCAUCACCCAUAAUGAAUUCCCAAAUUCAUCAUCCUCAUCAUCAUCAUCACCAUCAUCAUCACCACCAUCAUCAACAACAACAUUCACAAAAUAAUAAUAAUAAUAGCAAUAAUGAUACAAUAACAACGAUUGAAACAAAAAUGACCAAAAUUACUAUACCAAUUGGUGAUUAUCAGUUGAUAAAUAAUGAUAAUUCAUUAAUAUUGGAAUCAAAUCAAUCAACAACAAAAAAUGGCAAUCAUAGUCCACGUUUAAAUAAUAUACCACCAUCAUCAACAAUUUCAUCAACGAAAAAACAAUCACCAUCCAAAAUACGAAUAUUUGUACCAUAUACUGCUGAUAAUGUUAAUAACAGUAAUAAUAAUCAUCAAACGACAGAAAUUUAUAACAAUAAAAAUGAUAAUGAUGACAAUCAUGAAUCAAAAAUUUCUUCACAACAAUCAGCAACAAAAAAAUCAACAAUAAAAAUGCCUACAGUUGAAACUUGAAGAAUUUAGAAACGAAAAAAAUGUAUUUUUUAUUUUCAAUUAGAAUCUUCCUAAUAAUCUUCAUAUACAGGACAUUCAAUAACUGUGUGUAUUUUUACAGGAUAUAUUUAUUUAUUUUUUUUAUAGAAACAAAAUCUUUUAGAGCAAAUCGUGUUUUGAUUUGAAAUCUUUUUUUUUCCAUUUAUUCUUGUUGGUUGUGCAUAUAGAAUGUAGGUGUUUGUUUGUGUGUUGAAAA
Molecule: messenger RNA, 2725 nt
Organism: Dermatophagoides pteronyssinus (European house dust mite)
Lineage: Eukaryota; Metazoa; Arthropoda; Arachnida; Sarcoptiformes; Pyroglyphidae
Biological process (GO): regulation of GTPase activity
Molecular function (GO): small GTPase binding; GTPase activator activity
Source: RefSeq, a predicted model, not a curated record